AUGCAAGCAGGCCAUUGGUCCAUGAUUGUGUUUUGGAAUGAGGUUCCGCAGCAACCACCAAACGGUGAUGAUGUGGACUAUCCAGGUUAUGAGGAUCCGCAUGGUGACAUGCCUGUGGACGAUGAGGAUAUGCCACCGCCUCAAAGCCAACAGCCAGAACCGGAUCUCCACAAUGAACCGAUAGAGCUCGGCUCUGGCGGUGAUCCUCCUGCUCCUCCCGCAAACGGCGCCUUCGUGCCGGUACCGGAGAAUGACAGUUCUGACUUGGAAAUGGAUCCCGGGAACAACGAUGGAGACCAUCCACCAGGAGGCGGUCCCUCUGGACCGGGGCCUGGUUAUGGACCUUCGCCAGAUGAGCUGCCGGUUCAUAUGGAGUAUCAUGAUGAGCCACCUCCUCCUGGAGGUAUUGAGUCCACCUAUGCCGUGGCCAGCACCAGCAACACCAAUUGUUCCAGAAUGUCGCUCCGACGCGUGCGCGCGGUGCACAUCCGGACGAUUUUUCCGAAGCCAAAGCGAGA
Symbiodinium necroappetens is the source of this 518-nucleotide messenger RNA. Lineage: Eukaryota; Dinophyceae; Suessiales; Symbiodiniaceae. The record is from the annotation of a GenBank genome assembly.